AUGGCCAAAGACACUGGUCGUCGACAGCUUGAGGUGCUGAAGAAAUUAUCUGAUCACCCACACAUCUCUACUAUUGAGCAAUCCUUCGAAACUGAGAACGCGAUAUUUUUCCAAUUGGAGUACUCUAGAUAUACCCUCGAAGAGGUUCUCAAUGUUCACACAUGCCUUGAAGACCUACACAUCCGAGUGAUAGCAAGUACAAUCUUCUACGCAAUACAGCACAUAGCAAAAAUUGGAAUGAUACACAACGCUAUUUCCAUCAGUACUAUACGAUUCUGUAGCAGCGGAAAGCCUGUAUUAGCCGAUUUCGACAAUUUUUCAUUCGCUACGACCGAGCAUACCGCGAACCAUGAUCUCGAGUGCCUUGGCCUAGUAGUGCUCGAAUGUAUGAAUGGGGCACCAAAGAAGAAGCUGCGAGAUCUAGAAGAGGUACGACGUUUACGAGGAUCUAACAAGACCUUUGGGCUUGACAACGGAGAACAGUGGAGUGGCUGUAAGUUAUUGGUAGACUUUCUCGACAACUUGUUCAAUUUCCAUGUUCCAGCCAUUGCUAAGCUCCAGAAUCCCCAUCGGUAUGUCGAGCGCGAACCAGGUUAUGGUAUCCUGAUUCCGUUUCUGGAGUUGGUGCCGCUCGAGUGCUUCGCCCUGUGGCGUGCAGCAGCGGCUAAGUAG
Alternaria arborescens is the source of this 672-nucleotide messenger RNA. RefSeq lists its product as hypothetical. Gene Ontology annotation, molecular function: ATP binding; protein kinase activity. The transcript is spliced from 3 exons. Gene Ontology annotation, biological process: protein phosphorylation. Bases 1 to 672 code for a protein of 223 amino acids. Lineage: Eukaryota; Fungi; Ascomycota; Dothideomycetes; Pleosporales; Pleosporaceae. The record is from RefSeq and is a predicted model, not a curated record.